Molecule: messenger RNA, 1574 nt
Organism: Somion occarium
Lineage: Eukaryota; Fungi; Basidiomycota; Agaricomycetes; Polyporales; Cerrenaceae
Source: the annotation of a GenBank genome assembly
GUCCGGUAAUCUCGGGAAUCUCAUGCCAGUGGACUCCAGAAUGCGGGGAAGUCAUGCGGCGGGAUCUCCCCACUGUACCCAACCGUGAGCCUUCCCGGUGUCGCGUAUCUUUCCCUUGCUGCACUCCUUGACGUUGGUAUGUAUCUCUAAACAUUAAUUGCCUUGAAGCUGACCCCAGGUUUCGUACAGACUCAUCGCAUUAGCUUGACACUUUGAGAAAGUACCUUCAAUAUGCGAGCAUUCGUUGUAAAGGAGCUUGUACACCCGUCCAAGAUAUCUGUCACAAACGAUGCGCCAGAACCCAUUCCAGGUCCAGGCGAGGUUCUUGUAGAUAUCUACAGUGCCGCCUUGAACUUCUUCGAUAUCUUACAAUCUCAGGGAAAGUACCAGAUAAAACCCCCUCUUCCAUUUGUCCUAGGAUCGGAGUUGGCAGGCAAGAUUGCAGCGAACUCUCCCAUACCAAAGGGGUGCCCAUACAAGCCUGGAGAUAGAAUCUUUGGAUACGCACAAGGUGCCUAUGCUGACAAGGUGGCUACACGAUGGGAGUCCUUGGUACCCCUUCCGGACAAUAUGAGCUACGAUCAAGGGGCAGGUUUGUUCCUCACAUGGCCUACCAGUUAUGAGGCUCUAGUUGGCCGUGCGCAACUGAAACCAGGUGAAUGGGUGCUCGUCACAGCAUCGGCAGGCGGUGUUGGCAUUGCUGCUGUUCAGCUCGCCAAAGCACUUGGUGCCAAGGUAAUCGCUGCCGCAGGUUCAGAAGAGAAGCUCGAAGUCUCCAAGAAGUUUGGUGGAGCUGAUUAUGGCGUGAAUUACACGAAGCCGGAUUGGCAGAAGGAAGUCUUGAAGAUUACAGGCGGGAAGGGCGUGGAUGUCAUCUACGAUCCUGUUGGCCUGAUCAAAGACUCUCUGAAGUGUAUCGCCUGGAAAGGGCGAGCUAUCGUCGUUGGCUUCGCCGGUGGUGAGAUUGAAAAGCUCCCGCUCAACCUCGUACUCCUGAAGAACAUCUCCGUGAUUGGCAUACACUGGGGUGCCUACACUAAGCAUGAACCUUCGCACGUCCCUGAAGUCUGGAAGGCUCUGCUUGAUUUGUUCUCUUCUGGACGUGCGAAACCCGUUUUGUACACAGAGAUAUUCCCACUUGAGAAGGUCGCUGAAGGGUUGCAUCAGCUGGAGCAGCGCAAGACGUGGGGUAAAGCUAUUGUUCGCAUUCGGGACGAGAAGUCAUCAGAGAGAGCGAAGCUUUGAUGUAUGCAAAUAUUGCGAUUGUACCUUUUGUUGUGCGUUUCUUUCUGAUUUUGUUUCCCUUCCCGUGGUGCCAAUGAGUUGGUGUUCAAGUUGUAAAUUUACAUCGAUGCAUGUGAUCAGUGCAAGAUUUAAGAGGACAAAAGCUUCUUCAUCCUUCAAAGGGAAACGAGGAAGCUUUGAAUGGGAAUGUAUAGUCUGACGCUCAUAAAUGUGAUCAUUUGUUCGAAUCAUGUACUAACGUCUGCAGUGCUAGACGGAGUAUAAUACAAUUGUGUAGUGCGUCAACGGUCAAUCUUGUGCUUCAUGCAAUGUAGUACCUCAGGUGAGCG